UUGGCUAAAACACUACUCAUCUUCGUAGUUUCUUGCCGUGAUGUUUCAAGCUUUGUUAACAAAACUCAAAAAUAAUGCGGCUUUGGGAGCAGCUGCAAAUAACUUGAACAAGUUCAGAAGUUCGAAUCUUGGUAAUCAGAGACGUUCUGUCUCAGUUGCUGUGACAUCAACAUCUCCGAAAUCGGAAAAGCCAGUAGCCAGGGAACAUAUGAUUUAUGAUGAAACUCAUUUUGUCAUGCAGAAGAGUUUGGGAAAACUUAUCGAAGAAAAAAUCAAUCCAAAUGUGGCAAAAUGGGAACAAGACGGGCGGUAUCCAGCACAUUUGGUAUUCAAAAUGCUUGGAGAUCAUGGUGUUUUUGGUGUUAAUAAACCAGAAGCAUUUGGUGGAACUGGAACGGAUAUUGCAAUGGCAACAGCAAUUGCUGAGCAGAUGGGAGCAAUUAAUUGUGGAUCAAUUCCAAUGUCAGUUAUGGUUCAGACUGAUAUGAGUACACCUGCACUUGCACAGUUUGGUUCUGAUGCUCUUCGCGAAAGAUUCCUUCGUCCAUCAAUCACUGGAGAUCUUGUCAGUUCAUUGGCUGUAUCUGAACCACAUGCUGGAUCCGAUGUAUCAGCUGUGCACACACACGCACGUCGUCAAGGAUCUGACUUGAUAAUCAAUGGUUCGAAAAUGUGGAUUACAAAUGGUGGUCAGGCGGAUUGGGCGUGUGUUCUUGUGAACACAUCAAAUACAUCGAAUGUUCAUAAGAAUAAAUCGUUGGUUUGUGUUCCAUUGGAUGCUGUUGGAGUUCAUAGAUCAACUCCACUGGAUAAGUUGGGAAUGAGAAGUUCGGAUACUGUUCAGUUAUUUUUUGAAGAUGUUCGCGUCCCUUCAUCUUACAUAAUUGGAGAAGAAGGUCGUGGAUUUGGAUAUCAAAUGAAACAAUUCAAUGAUGAACGUCUUGUAACUGUUGCUGUUGGCCUUCUUCCACUUCAAAAAUGUAUUGAUGAGACAAUUGAAUAUGCAAGGGAUCGAUUGCUUUUCGGAAAGACUCUUCUUGAUCAACAAUACAUUCAAUUCCAAUUGGCUGAGUUGGAAGCAGAGCUCGAGGCAACUCGUGCACUGUUGUAUCGAACUGUUCUGGCACGAAGCCGUGGAGAUGAUGUGAGCAUGUUGACUGCAAUGGCAAAAUUGAAGAUUGGAAGAUUGGCUAGAGCUAUUACUGAUCAGUGUUUGCAGGUGUGGGGAGGUGCAGGAUAUUUGAAUGAAAAUGGAAUUUCGAGAGCUUUCCGAGAUUUCCGUCUUUUCUCGAUCGGAGCCGGUUGCGAUGAGGUCAUGAUGAGAAUCAUUCAUAAGGCUCAGUCACGUAGACAACUGAAGAAGGCAUAGGAUUGAUUUAUUCCGUAGCUAUUCUAUUUUCCUUUCUGUAGUAUUCUCGCAAUAAAAUUUUUUAUUGUG
Messenger RNA from Caenorhabditis elegans, 1438 nucleotides. It is a transcript of the gene acdh-5, whose product is annotated as medium-chain acyl-CoA dehydrogenase. Gene Ontology annotation, molecular function: oxidoreductase activity, acting on the CH-CH group of donors; acyl-CoA dehydrogenase activity; flavin adenine dinucleotide binding. NCBI's taxonomy places the organism in Eukaryota, Metazoa, Nematoda, Chromadorea, Rhabditida, Rhabditidae. The transcript has 6 exons. The record is from RefSeq and is marked reviewed. The coding region runs from base 41 to 1369 and encodes 442 amino acids.